Molecule: messenger RNA, 3165 nt
Organism: Xiphophorus couchianus (Monterrey platyfish)
Lineage: Eukaryota; Metazoa; Chordata; Actinopteri; Cyprinodontiformes; Poeciliidae
Gene: lamc2
Product: laminin, gamma 2
Exons: 14
Biological process (GO): tissue development; animal organ morphogenesis; axon guidance
Cellular component (GO): basement membrane
Source: RefSeq, a predicted model, not a curated record
AGUAGCAGGAGAAGCACCAGAGACUUUAAACCACAUGGAAAUCAGUUUGCUGUGUUUUGCUCACUGAUUGGUCCCUUUCCUCCAGGACGCGGUUACCUUGACAACGUGAACCUGGUUUCGGCUCGCCGUGGGGACGGCGUCGCGGCCGGCUGGGUCCAGACCUGCACAUGUCCACCAGGAUAUGAGGGCGACUUCUGUGAGCGCUGCUCAGUCGGGUUCAGGCGCCGGGCGCCGUCAUCCGGGGCCUUCAGCGCCUGCGAGCCGUGCAGCUGCAGGGGCGGCAGCUGCGACCCCCAGACCGGAGACUGCUACUCCGCCGACGAGACGCCCGGCGAGCGGAGCUGCUCCGAGGGGUUCUACAGAGACCCGCGGCAGCAGGGGACCUGUGAGCGCUGCCCCUGUCCGGAGAGGUCAUCCUGCUUUCUGGAGGCCGGAGCUCUGGAGCCUCAGUGCCUCCGCUGUCCGCAGGGAACCUUUGGGUUUUACUGCGACACCUGUCGGGAGGGUUUCCAUGGCGACCCCACAGGUCUGCGAGGCGCGCAGCGACCCUGCAGACCCUGCAGCUGCAACGGUCACAUCGACGUCAGCGCGGCGGGAAGCUGCGACCGCAACAGCGGAGAAUGUCUGAAGUGUUUGAACAACACGACCGGUCGGUUCUGUGAGAGCUGCCUGCCCGGGUUCUACCGCAACCCGUCCGCCAGCGCCUGCAAACCCUGCAGCUGUGACCUCCUGGGCUCAGAGGACGGCCAGUGCGACGCGGCCGGCCGGUGCCGGUGCCGAGCGGGCUUCCAGGGUCCGAGGUGUGACCGGCCCAACUGCCCCACCUGCUUCAGCCCCAUCAAGAAGAAGAUGGAGCUUUACUCCAUCAGACUGAAAGAGCUGGAGUUCUUGUUGUCUGCGCCGGGUCGGGUUCCGACCAACCGGGCUGAGAUGGAGGCGACUCUGAGAGCCAUGGAGGAUCUGAUGCAGAACCUGCAGCAGAGCGCCCAGCGGCUGACGGAUCAGGAGAAGACGCUGCAGACUCGCCUGUCGUCCAUCAGCGGCCGUCAGCUCACUGAAGAACAGGAGAUCCAGAACAUCUCAGAGACGGUCAAACGCAUCGGCCAGCAGCAGCGCACCUUCAAGUCCAAGGUGGAGGAGGUGGAGGCGCUGAUCCCUGCCAUGAAAAACCUCCUGAAGGAGGCAAAAACCAAAAUCCAGUCCGUGGAACUUCCUGUCCGCGAUGAUCCGCUGACUUCAGGCUCGCUGUCCUCUCUGGUGCAGCAGGUGACAGGCCUGGCUGAUGAACACAAAACGACGGCGGGUUCUGUGGAGCGGACGGCCAAUCAGGCUCUGAACGACUCCAAGCAGAGUCUGGAUCUGAUCCGGACUCUGAUGAACAAGGAGAACAAAGUCAAGGAGCUGAUUGGAGAUCUGCAGAGUCUAUACGAUAAAACCUCAGCAGAUGUGAAGAGUUUGGAGAAGCGAGCAGGAAGUCUGAGCGAAGACGCCAAACAGGAGAGCAAGAUGGCCGACGGCAUGCUGAAAGACAUUUCCAGGCUGGAGAAGAACCUCCCACCGUCUAUGAAGGAUGCUGUGGACGCCAUGGCAACCAGGCUGGACGCCCUGAAGGAGGCGGCGCAGAAGAACAUGUCCGCCGUGGACGAUCUGCUGGGCGCUGUGGAGGAAGACCGGACCGACGCCGAGGAGCUGCUGGAUCAGGGACAAACCGCCCAGCAGGAGUUCAACAAGCUGCUGGACCGGGUCCGCGCCGCUAAAGCUGAAACCGAGAAGGCUCUGCAAGGCGUCGGUACCAACAAAGACCUGGACGACACCCUGAACACCCUGAGAGGUUUCGACCAGCAGAUCGGCGACAGCAAAGCUGAAUCCGAUGAAGCCGUCAAGCGUCUUCCGAACAUCAACAGCACCAUCCAGGAAGCCGUGGGUAAAAACGGCGAGGCCCAGUCGGUUCUGGACGCGGCAUCCAAAGAUCACGACGAGGCGAUGGGAAACAUCAAUACGCUGGACGACUUGGCUAAAAACCUCCAGAACACGGCCGGGUCACUGCCGAGUGCUGACGGUUUGGUGAGCGAAGCCGACAAACUGAACCAGGAGGCCAAGGACCUGAAGGCCGGAGCGGAGCAGACGGCAGCCGGUCUGAAGGUCGGGCUGAAGGAGGCCAAGGAGCUGGCUGCUGGAGCGGAGGAGGCGGCUGCCGGAGCCACCGCGGCGCUCGCCAACGCCAAGCAGAGCAAAGACGCCGUUCAGGAAACACUGAGAUCCGUCAGCGACAUGCUGGCCAACCUGAACUCCGGAGACGUUGUGGACGAGGAGCAGCUGAGGAAGCUGGAGGCGGCUCUGGGCCGGGCGGAGGCGGAGGUGGAGGCCCGCCUGCGGCCGCGGCUGGAGGAGGCGGAGGACCAGGAGGAGGCGCAUCGCCGCCGCCUCACCGCCAUCAACACGGACAUCGACAGCAUCCUGAGGGACAUCGCCAACCUGGAGGACAUCCGGAACAGCAUCCCUGCUGGCUGCUACAACACCCCGCCCAUCGAGGAGCCCUGAGCCGCAGGUCGGAGGUCGGAGGUCAGAGGUCGCACGCUUCAACUUCAGACACUUCAGAAACUGGAACUGUUUUCCUCCUCCUGGGAGUUUCCAUCUGCUGCUGUUCAUAUCAAACCUUCCUGCCUUUAACCGGACCGUCCUGAGGAACCGGUUCUGGUCCGGUUCUGGUCUGGUUCUGGUCCAGUUCGGUCGGUCCGCUCUGCUCAUUUUAGUGUUCAGAUUAUUUUUCUACAAAAUAAAUAAAAACAACCAAACUUGUUGUUCCACCUCUGACUCCUGAUUCAGGACAACAAAUACCUGGAAAACAGGCUGAUGUGGUUUUAUAGAUAUUUUAUUAUUAUUAUUAUUAUUACUAUACAAUCAGAUGAUAAUUAUGCAAUAAGUUUAUUAUAUUAGUUCUUACAUAAGUUCUGCAUAAUUUAACAAAGAUUUAUUUAAUAACUGUGGGACUUAAUCCACAGUUUGAAACUUUAAAGUUUUAAAUUGAAUUUGUCCAAAAGUUUCCAGCUGAGUGUAACCAUGGAAACGGUGACUGUCAUGGCGUUUCUCUAAAGUGUUCAGAUUGUUUAUUAAAACUUUUUUGUUUCAGUAUUUAUAUGUGAAUAAAGAGAUAAAACAUUUUAA